AUGAAGUUUUUGCUUUUUGCAGGUUUCCUCGUUGUUUCAUCUUUCUGUGCUCCGUCCCAUCGGGAUGAAUCAGAUGAGUGUGGAGCAGUCGAUCUUAAAAAUGUGGUUGCUUCAAAAGGAUAUGUUCCGCCGUCGAAUGCUGGAGUUACCUGUGAAAUCUGCCUUGACUUAGUUCUAAUUGCUGAAACAUAUGCUGAAUGUGAAGAAGCUACUGUUCAACAUCGUUUAGAUAAAUAUUGCAAGGCAAAAUAUUCCAAUAAAAUUUCUCAACAGGCUUGCCUCUUAAUGGUCAAUGAUGUUGCUCAUGUUGUAAUUGACGACACCAAUCAGGAUCCAUCAGCUGUUUGCAAGGACCUUGUCCAUAAAGAUUGUCAUUAUGGAUUGAAAAAUUAA
Caenorhabditis bovis is the source of this 393-nucleotide messenger RNA. Lineage: Eukaryota; Metazoa; Nematoda; Chromadorea; Rhabditida; Rhabditidae. The record is from the annotation of a GenBank genome assembly.